Messenger RNA from Culex quinquefasciatus (southern house mosquito), 3727 nucleotides. RefSeq names its product hexokinase type 2 (gene Hex-A). Gene Ontology annotation, molecular function: D-glucose binding; glucokinase activity; ATP binding. Gene Ontology annotation, biological process: glucose 6-phosphate metabolic process; glycolytic process; intracellular glucose homeostasis. The transcript has 9 exons. NCBI's taxonomy places the organism in Eukaryota, Metazoa, Arthropoda, Insecta, Diptera, Culicidae. The record is from RefSeq and is a predicted model, not a curated record. Gene Ontology annotation, cellular component: mitochondrion; cytosol. The coding region runs from base 912 to 2306 and encodes 464 amino acids.
CGUGCAAAGUAUUGCUGCUGCUGCUACCAUCAAGGUGACCUUCCUGGACAUUUUUUUCCCGUUGCGAUCAAAAUUCACUUUCCGAACCCAGUUGUUUUUCUGACACGCCGGCAACACGACCACGACAAAGUGUGUACAGCGAGUUGUAGUCCGUAACUUGCAGCGAUACAGUUCAGAGACCUUCGUAACGAUUCUUCGGAAAGAGCCCCCCCGCCACUGGAGAGCUCUGGAGCGCCCCAAUCGAUAGUGCUGACUCUCCGUCGUUAACCGUGAAGUGUCAUUUGUCACACACGUUAGUUCCAGCAUCGAGUUGAUACCUACUACAACAGUGCAAAAAGGUUGAACCUGUGCCGCGCGAGCAAUCAAAAUACAAAUAUUUUCUUUGUCCAAGCAAAUUGCUGCUGCUAUACCUCCAAGUCGCGGGUAUAGAGAACGGAGGAGCGUUUAGUAGUAGGGAAGUUGUAGCGUACACAUUAGUACACACAUAGAUUAAGGUGCAGAGGAAGAACCAGUCGUCCCCUCUGAGGUUUAUCAAUCGCGCGCGACCUGGCCAGACCGAUCGUGAGCCGUGUGAGUAGGAGAAGUGUUCAAUAUAGCGCUGAAUAAGCAAGAAAACGGUCUCAGAGAAUCGACGACCGCGACUUAGACGACGACGACGAAGUCGACGACGUGUAGCAACAACAACAACAGCAACAGCAAAAAAAAGUAUAACAUUAUAUCAGGAAAUCGCAUUUCGCACCAAGAAGCAGGGUUUAGUGCUGAGCCAAACCUUGCCGUCGAAGCAGCUCGUGAGCGACGUCGACUAGUGCUAGGCUAUAGAGAGAGAGUUUAGUUCCGCUGAAACCGCGAGUUGAACGUCGCAGAAGAAAUCUUGACACCCCCGGGACACAGCACCAAACACUUCGGACGAGAUGGAUUUGGUCAAGCCGUUCAUGGAUCUGCACGUGGAUCGAGUGAGCAAGGAAAUCCGUGAACAAUGCCAGGAGCUGAUUCUGACAGACAAACAGAUGGAGGAGAUCAUGCGGCGGGUGCUGAAGGAGAUCAACAACGGUCUCCACAAAGAGACACAGCCGACGGCGGACGUCAAGUGUUUCAUCACCUACGUGCAGGACCUGCCGAACGGCAAAGAAAAGGGCAAAUUCCUCGCGCUCGAUCUGGGCGGUACCAACUUCCGAGUACUGCUGAUCCACCUCAAGGACGAGAACGACUUCGAGAUGCUGUCGAAAAUCUACGCCAUUCCACAGAGUAUUAUGCUUGGCAGUGGGACGCAACUGUUUGACCACAUUGCGGAGUGUUUAGCCAACUUUAUGAAGGAACAUGCAGUGUACGAUGAAAAACUACCUCUAGGCUUCACAUUCUCAUUCCCGCUGACGCAGCUCGGUCUGACCAAGGGCAUGCUGGCCCGGUGGACCAAGGGUUUCAACUGCUCCGGUGUCGUCGGCGAAGACGUCGUCCAGCUGCUGAAGGAUGCCAUUGCCAGGCGAGGGCCCCCACUAGAUGUUCAAAUCGAAAUCUGUGCCAUUCUCAACGAUACCACGGGUACGCUGAUGUCCUGUGCGUGGAAGAACCACAACUGUAGAAUCGGACUGAUCGUCGGCACCGGCAGCAACGCGUGCUACGUCGAGAAGGUCGAGAACUGCGAAAUGUUCGACGGCUACAAGGACCCGAACAAACAGCACGUCCUGAUCAACACCGAGUGGGGCGCGUUCGGCGAUAACGGCGCGCUCGACUUUGUCCGGACAGAGUACGACCGGGAGAUCGAUCACUUCAGUAUAAACAAGGGCAGACAGAUACAAGAGAAGAUGAUCUCCGGAAUGUACAUGGGCGAGCUGGCUCGCCUGGCCAUCGUCAAGUUCACCAAGGCCGGCCUGCUGUUCGGUGGCGUCGGUUCCGACAUCCUGUUCAAGCGGGGCCAGUUCUUCACCAAGUACGUGUCAGAAAUCGAGUCCGACAAGCCCGGAACGUACAGCUACUGCCGCGACGUGCUCGACGAGUUGGGCCUGGAGCACGCCACCGACGAGGACUGCGCGAACGUGCGCUACAUCUGCGAGUGCGUGUCGAGCCGGGCCGCCCACCUCGUGUCCGCCGGUAUCGCCGCCCUCAUCAACAAGAUGGACGAGAAGAGUGUGACGGUCGGCGUUGACGGUUCGGUGUAUCGUUUCCACCCGAAAUUCCACGAUCUGAUGGUGCAAAAGAUCAGACAGUUUGUGAAGCCCGACAUCAGCUUCGACCUGAUGCUGUCCGAGGACGGUUCCGGGCGCGGAGCAGCACUCGUGGCCGCGGUGGCGUGUAGAGAAGCCCACUAGGAAGGACCUUCCCUCACCGCCUCACCUAACCUCAGCUCAGCAGCAGCUACUCUUAAAAAAAAACAAACACAACCAACAAAACAAAGAAAAGCCCCUCAUCAACCAGAUACACAACUACUAUACUAGUGAUUUAGCGGAUAAUUAUAAAACAAGUUAAAGAGAGAAACAAAAAAAACAAAACCCACAGCAGGAAAAAAAACAGACCGCAAGAGGAUUGCUACUAUAAAGUAAUUAACCGUAAUAGGAAAUGUUUUAAAUGUAAGUCGAAACAGCAGAGAAUAACAAAAUGCAUGAACGAUUAGCAGAGAUCAAAUUUAUUUUCAAAGCAGCAAAGCAAAAUCUUACAAUGAAAUUGAACCCCCAAAAACAAAAAAAAAACUCCGAAUACCAUUGUGAAUGCAAAGCAAUCCCGGCGCGAAGGUUCAGUUAAGUGUACAUUAAUUAGUUGUAAAACAAGAAAUUUAAAAAUACCCACCCUCCAUUUUUCAUCCCCCAACCCACGAUUUCGACUGCGCGAAAUCCGCCGCCGGUCCACAGGUUCAAGUUUUCUUUUUGUUUUUUUUUAUAGUUUAAGUAGCGAAACGCAGAACCCAGUCGCCCAAUCUGGCAUCUGGAAGGGAAAAAAACAUGUUGUGAAUCCUAUUGUAAAUACAGACUUUUUUCGACGUGCGCGUUAGAAAGGCUACAAGUUAAACUAAAACAACAACUCCUCAAAAGAAGACGAAAACGGGACAAACCUCAGCAGAGCGGGGCGAGUUUCGCAGUUUGCGCGACAUUGAUUUCGGCUUUUUAACGGUUAUUUUUGUGUUCUAGGAACAGUUUUAAUUAGAGAAGAAAAAAGUGAAUGAAAAUAAAGCGAAUGUUUUUAUAAGAACGAAUUGAAAAAAAAAGAUGCUGUUUUUAGUGAUAUAAAUUCAAAUAUUACCCACUGCACUGAAAUAGACAAUGACAACGUCCGGUUUUUUUUUUCUUUAGUUUUCUUCCCCCGCCCAUCGAAAUGAAACUGUUAUGAUGAUGUUAGUUUUUCUAGAUUGUAAUGUUUUAGUUAUUAUAUUUAUAAAACAAAAAGAGAAGCAAACAAACACACCCACUAUCAUUUCCUAGGACAGCAUACAAGUAAGAAAAAAACAAAGUCAAAAUACAUGGACGAAAAUGGAGAAAAAUAAGAAGAGCUUGAGUUUGGCUUAAAUGUGGGAAAUUGAUAACAAACAAAACAAGUAAUAAUUUAAAUUAUGUAUAUCAAUACAAUUAAUAACGAAACAAUAGCAAAGUGUACAUUAUUAAAAUUAAACAGAGAGAAUUACAAAAAAUGCUAACUGUAAUUUAAAAAUAAAGAAAUAAUUUAAAGAAAAUUAUUAUAAUACUGUUGACAGUGAAAGAUGAAAAUAAAGAAAAACAUUAUUGAUCUAGUAGAUUAAACA